AUGGCAACGUCCACAGUGAACCAAACAGGGGCCAUGCGACAGCUUCAGCACGAAAGGGCUGUUGAGUUGGGCCAAUAUGGGGACGAUCACUCUGAAGACGACAAGGGUGGGGACUACGAUGGCUACCUGGACAUAGGGACGGAGCUACUUGCAGCGCUCGAUGCUAUCGAGUCAUCGGGGACUUUUGCUUCAAAGGGCGAACUCCCCUAUGUUGACCCACAGAUCAAUGUGCACGAUGUUGGCACAAUUACUCUCCCCCUACAAGAGUCACAAGCGCGCCAGAUGAUCGAUAAAGCGCAUCACGCACCAUAUGGCAAGGGCAGCGAGACACUCGUCGACACUGCAGUGCGCAACACCUGGGAGCUCAAUCCCGACCAGUUUGAGUUUGGCAACCCGGAAUGGGACAAGUACAUUGAGGAAGCUUGUGCGUGUGCCGCUCGUGACUUGGGCGUUGAUUCACCCGUCUCAGCGGAGCUUUACAAAAUGUUGAUCUACGAGAAGGGUGCAAUGUUCAAGCCUCAUACUGAUACUGAGAAGGCCCCUGGUAUGUUUGCGACUCUUGUGAUCGGCUUGCCUUCGCUCUAUGAAGGCGGCGAGGUAGCUGUCAAACAUCAAGGAGACAGAAUGAUCUUGGAGACGUCGAAACAUGGAUUCUCAUACGUCAGUUGGUAUUCGGAUGUUAUCCAUGAGGUUCUUCCUGUUAGGUCUGGAUAUCGAUGGGUUCUCACGUACAACCUUUGCAUUGACCCCUCGCGGCAACGCCCGACAGCUUGCCUUCAAACAGACGAGGCACGAUACCUUCAUGAAGUUUUAGAGGAUUGGAUUGCUCAGGAGGAUCGGGAUUGGAGUCACGCCUACUACAGGCUUGACCACGAGUACACUCAAGCCAACAUCUCCCUCAAUGCCCUUAAAGGUCGGGAUCUGGCCUCUGUCCAUCUUCUCCAGGAGAUUUCAAAGACCCUCGACGUGGAGAUCUUCCUGGCCUUGAUAACAAAGUCAGAAAUGGGAUCAUGUGAAUAUCAGGGCUCCCACGGCAGACGGUCUUACUACGAUGAUGAUUACGGUCAGGAUGAGGAUUACUACGGCAGAUCUGAGGCACUCCAUGAUCUGGAAGAAAUCUUCGACACGUCAUACGAGAUAACCUCGCUGGUUGACCUGGAUGGCUCUCAGGUAGUGAAGAAGAUGCCAUUUGAAAUGGAUAACGUUCUCCAAGAAAAGUGUUUUGACGAGGUUGACCCAGAGGAGGCCUACGAGGGCUAUCAAGGCAACUCGGCCGUGGUCAUGGUGCCUAGAGAUUCGAUUGCCGAUUUCUUCCUGGACUCUUGGAAGAAAAGCAACCCCUACUCUCACAAUAUUGAGAAAAACAUGACAUCCGUCAUUGGCUUCCUUGCCAAGUCUUUGUUGCACAAUUCUGGGGACGAGCUUUUGAGGGAAACAUUGAAGGAGCUCUGCCGAAAAGUUUGGACCGUGGAUGAGAGCAACGAGGUUGGCAGGUAUCGCUACAAGACGGUUCUUCCCGAGCCUGUAAUCACCAAAGUCCUUCAAGUCGCUAUUGUUUUGAAGGACCAAGAACUCAUCAAAGAUGUCGCCGAUCACCAUGAAGGCAAUUUGUCUCUUGAUUUCUUUAAAUGGGCUCAAGAGCAGCUUGCCGCGGGAGCGGUCGCUUUUGAUAGCAUCAAGGACAGUCUGUUACGUACCAUUCUGGUCUUCCCGGAACUAUGGAAACGACAGGUUGCAGUCAACCAUUUAGUCCCUCACACUGAACCCAUAUCGGACGACGUCCGAUCAUGGGUCGAGAUAGCGCAUGACGGAAUAUUGGAAAUGAUCCCACGGCAGGAACUGGGUCCUCAAGAUGGACACGCCGUGGUGGACAUGAUACCAGGGUAUCAUGACUUCGACUACCUUUCGAGCCGUGUCGCUCCUCUGGUUGAGGGAAGACUUCCAGCAACGUCAUUCAUCCUUGCUUUCUUGUCCCGACUUGAUCAAUACACGACCCAGGGCGCCUUCCCCGCCGAGGACGGUACAAACUUGUAUAGGCAGGUUGCAAAAUCUCUGGCCAAUAAAAUCGACAUUUACACGCUCGUUAGUGAAGGUGGCGAUGAAGAGUCUGCUGCUAAGCUAGGGAUCCUUGCAUUCUUGAAUCCUCGGAAACCUCAAUCUACACCACACUCGAAAUCCUUGGUGGUUACUCACGAAACACUGGCGGACUUUAUCUCGACCCUCAUUCGCAUCAACUCUGACAGCGAUUCUAUGAUGGGUUUCCUUUCCCGAAGGAUCUGUUUCCGUGCUCCUGCAAUCAAGUCAGCCACCUUACAUUCGCUCUGGCUCCCAUUCCUGCACGCUUUGAAUAAAAUCUGCGAAACGAACUCGAUACCGUCAACUACGCCAGAUUACCGUCAGAUCUUUGCUGCCAUCCUGAAAGCCUACAUCACCAACUACGUCGGCGAAAAGCCCAUCGAGGAUACCAGUUCCGUUCGCCCCACCGUAACAUCUUGCUGCGGAGACUGCACUCGGCUCAACGCGUUCCUGACAAACCCCGACGCGACAGUUGGCAGGUUUCCUGUGAACAAGCAACGCAGGCAGCAUUUGCAUCAAAAACUCGACCAGGCUGGAAUCGACUGUACACAUGAAACCGAGCGAUGGGGAUCGCCACAAACAUUGGUAGUGACCAAGUCUUUCCGUCAUCACGAGGUCGCUUUGGCAGCAUGGAAGAAAAGAAAGGGGGAAGCAGCACACAAGCUCCUGGACUUCAACAAGAGCGAUUUGACCGUCUGGUUGGGAGAUGACUACCAACACCUCAUGGGGAUGGUCGAUCUUGGCCACCCUUCCGGUCAGCGUUCAGCAAGGGCGGCUCCAACAUCCCAGCGUCUCGCGCCGAUCUCAUCUAAUCAACAGACGCGGCCAACGCGGCCGUCCACAAAGGGCUAUGGUCGGUUGUUUCCUCAGAUUGCUGGCACAAAGAGAAAGGCGGCCGACGCAGACGUGGUUGAUUUGACGGGAGACGAUUGA
Penicillium daleae is the source of this 3009-nucleotide messenger RNA. Its product is annotated as 2OG-Fe(II) oxygenase. The transcript has 5 exons. The coding region runs from base 1 to 3009 and encodes 1002 amino acids. Lineage: Eukaryota; Fungi; Ascomycota; Eurotiomycetes; Eurotiales; Aspergillaceae. The record is from RefSeq and is a predicted model, not a curated record.